Messenger RNA from Anopheles cruzii, 3031 nucleotides. RefSeq names its product protein argonaute-2 (gene AGO1). The record is from RefSeq and is a predicted model, not a curated record. The transcript has 12 exons. The coding region runs from base 1 to 2769 and encodes 922 amino acids. Gene Ontology annotation, molecular function: RNA binding; protein binding. Lineage: Eukaryota; Metazoa; Arthropoda; Insecta; Diptera; Culicidae.
AUGUAUCCUGUAGGACAACAAUCACCAUGGACUUCUUCGCCGCCAAGGCCUCCAAGUCCGUCUCAGUCGCAGACCAGCUUCGAUACACUCUCACCACCACCAGCGGGGGCGACGGUUAAUCCGACCACCGUGGCGACCACAACCGGUACGCAGGGUGCUCAAGCGCUGGGAGUCGUCCCGGCCACACCACCGGCCCCGCCAGACCUACCAGUCUUCACAUGUCCCCGCCGGCCAAAUCUUGGCCGCGAGGGGCGGCCGAUCGUGCUGCGGGCCAACCACUUCCAGAUAACGAUGCCACGCGGCUUCGUUCACCACUACGACAUCAACAUCCAGCCGGACAAGUGCCCGCGCAAAGUGAACCGGGAGAUCAUCGAGACGAUGGUGCACGCGUACAGCAAGCUGUUCGGUGCGCUGAAGCCCGUCUUCGAUGGCCGCAACAACCUGUACACCCGCGAUCUGCUUCCGAUCGGCAACGAUCGGCUGGAGCUCGAAGUGACGCUUCCCGGCGAGGGAAAGGAUCGGGUGUUUCGUGUCACGAUCAAGUGGGUGGCGCAGGUUUCGCUGUUCAAUCUCGAGGAAGCACUCGAAGGACGCACCCGCCAGAUACCGUACGAUGCGAUCCUGGCGCUCGAUGUUGUGAUGCGGCACCUGCCCAGUAUGACCUACACGCCCGUUGGCAGAAGUUUCUUCAGCUCGCCGGACGGCUAUUAUCAUCCCCUGGGUGGUGGCCGUGAAGUUUGGUUCGGUUUCCAUCAGAGCGUUCGACCGUCGCAGUGGAAAAUGAUGCUCAACAUUGACGUGUCGGCAACGGCCUUCUACAAAGCACAACCCGUCAUCGAGUUCAUGUGCGAGGUACUGGACAUCAGAGACAUUAACGAGCAGCGCAAACCGCUGACCGACUCGCAGCGCGUCAAGUUUACCAAGGAAAUCAAGGGGCUCAAGAUCGAGAUCACGCACUGCGGAACGAUGCGGCGCAAGUAUCGCGUCUGUAACGUUACGCGUCGACCAGCACAAAUGCAAUCCUUCCCGUUGCAGCUAGAGAACGGUCAGACGGUGGAGUGUACGGUGGCCAAGUACUUCCUCGACAAGUACAAGAUGAAGCUCCGCUAUCCGCACCUUCCGUGUCUGCAGGUUGGCCAGGAACACAAGCACACGUACCUGCCGCUUGAGGUGUGCAACAUUGUGGCGGGACAGCGGUGCAUCAAGAAGCUGACCGAUAUGCAAACUUCAACGAUGAUCAAAGCGACCGCACGAUCAGCACCCGAUCGUGAACGUGAAAUCAACAACUUGGUGCGGCGUGCCGACUUCAACAACGACGCGUACGUGCAGGAGUUCGGGUUGGCAAUUUCCAACAGCAUGAUGGAGGUCCGUGGCCGGGUGCUGCCCCCGCCGAAGCUUCAGUACGGUGGACGCGUUUCCAGCAUGAGCGGGCAAUUACUAUCUGGUCCACAGAAUAAGGUGAGCUUAGCAUUACCAAACCAAGGGGUUUGGGACAUGCGAGGCAAACAAUUUUUUACCGGCGUCGAGAUUCGCGUGUGGGCGAUCGCCUGCUUCGCGCCGCAGCGCACCGUGCGCGAGGACGCGCUCCGCAACUUUACGCAGCAGCUGCAGAAGAUCUCGAACGAUGCGGGCAUGCCGAUCAUCGGGCAGCCGUGCUUCUGCAAGUACGCGACCGGUCCGGACCAGGUGGAGCCGAUGUUCAGAUAUCUCAAGAGCACCUUCGGUCAUCUCCAGCUCGUCGUUGUAGUGCUUCCCGGCAAGACCCCCGUUUACGCCGAAGUAAAGCGUGUCGGUGACACAGUGCUGGGCAUGGCGACGCAGUGCGUGCAGGCGAAGAACGUGAACAAAACGUCACCGCAGACCCUUUCAAAUCUCUGCCUGAAGAUCAACGUCAAGCUGGGCGGAAUCAAUUCGAUCCUGGUGCCAUCGAUCAGACCAAAGGUAUUCGACGAACCAGUCAUCUUCCUCGGAGCGGACGUUACUCACCCACCGGCGGGAGAUAACAAGAAGCCCUCGAUAGCGGCGGUCGUUGGUUCGAUGGAUGCGCAUCCGUCGCGUUACGCGGCCACCGUGCGAGUGCAGCAGCACCGUCAGGAAAUUAUCCAGGAGCUGAGCAGCAUGGUGCGGGAGCUGCUGAUCAUGUUCUACAAAUCGACCGGUGGCUUCAAACCACACCGCAUCAUCCUCUACCGGGACGGCGUUUCGGAGGGUCAAUUCCCGCACGUGCUGCAGCACGAACUGACGGCCAUCCGCGAGGCGUGCAUCAAGCUCGAAGCUGACUACAAGCCGGGUAUCACGUUCAUUGUGGUGCAGAAGCGCCACCACACGCGACUCUUCUGCGCGGACAAGAAAGAACAGAGCGGCAAAUCGGGCAACAUUCCAGCCGGCACGACGGUGGACGUUGGCAUUACGCAUCCGACCGAGUUCGACUUUUAUCUCUGCAGCCACCAGGGUAUUCAGGGUACGAGUCGCCCGUCCCACUAUCACGUCCUCUGGGAUGACAAUCACUUCGAGUCGGAUGAGCUGCAGUGUCUAACGUAUCAGUUGUGCCACACGUACGUCCGUUGUACCCGAUCGGUGUCCAUUCCAGCCCCAGCAUACUACGCACAUCUCGUAGCAUUCCGGGCAAGGUACCACCUCGUGGAGAAGGAGCACGAUUCAGGCGAAGGAUCUCACCAGAGUGGGUGCUCCGAGGAUCGGACGCCGGGCGCAAUGGCCCGUGCCAUCACCGUGCACGCCGACACCAAAAAAGUUAUGUACUUUGCUUAAGUCGUCUGCAUCUCAAGCCACCCGAAUCCGAAUGCACACACUACUACAAUGACAAAAUUUUCUGCCAUGAUGGAAGAAAAGAAAGAGGAAAAAACGCCAAAACGAUCAUGAAUACGGUUCAUCGCCACAGGCCACGGGCAAACGGACACGUAAUUGUACAGAGAUCUCCUUACCGACACUCUUGCUUUAGUGUGUCAAAAUCAUCGAUGUUCGCAGUAUCUCACAUCCAGUGCCGAUUGCAGUAAAUUAGACUCGACAUUAG